CUGCUUGACAAGCAGCGUUAUAAGAAAAGUGGACCCUGAAGCAAUGUGAUAUGAAGAUACAACAUUUCUAGUAAAUUCAUCUUUAUUGUAAUCCCCACAAGAUGAGAGUAAAUUAUUCAUAUUUCUCAUAUAUGGGCAAAAAAGGAGCAAGGCAAAGAUUUGGCUGUGUGACCUUCAGUAAUGCCAAGAAGAGACUCCUUCACUUUGCAUCUUGUUUGAGUGUGUGUGCAGUGAUUUUCCUAAUCUAUUGACGACUUAUGCAGAGUUUUUCUGGAGUAAGCUCCCUGAUUUUCAUGUCACAGAAGGAAGUGACCUUGUUAUAAGUUGCUGUUUCUGCCAAGGCUUCUUCAGCACUAUGUGUUUCAGCCCUUUGUAAUACAAUUGCUAAAGACAUGAUUUUCAGAACCUCUAUCUUUUUGUGGAUUACAGUUGGAUUUCUGUCUCUAUCUGUAAAGUCUAAGGCCUGUGAAAGUGAUGGCUUCCCUUCCCUUUGUGAUUUUGUCCUCAAAGAAGUCUGUUUUGACUUGGUUUGGGAAUCCAGAACCUGGUCUGAGGCAAGGAGCAGCUGUGAACAGCCAGGAGGGACGCUUCUGAAUGUGCUGAACAACGAAAUCAAAAUCCUCUUGAAGAAUACCCCACAAGAGAGAAGUGUAAGCAAUUUUACAUUUUGGGUUGGAAAGGAAAUCCAAGAAAAGGAACUUAACAAAGGUAAGUAACAUAAGAUGUUUUUGUUUGUUUGUUUUGUUAAAGUAAUUUUUAUGGGGGGGCUUGUUAUCUUGGAAAUGGAGACCAAAUCCAUUCACAGGUCUUACAUACCAAGUGGAGUCCAGACAAAAGAGUUGAUAAAACAAAGAAACAGAAAUGUUCGCUCUCAUUGAACAGCUUUAUCUGUGUGGCCCUUGUUUUUGAUAAAUAUAUCUUAGAGAAAGGGACAAAAUAUCAAAUAUGAGCUUGAAAAUUCACUGGAGUAACAUUUAAGUGUUUGGGUUCUGGGUUUAUUCGUUAACAAGUCAAAUAUAAACUGUGUAAAUGUUAGUGUUUUCCAUAAUUUAAUCCAGCAGAGGGAGAAAAACAAAAAAGUGCUCCAGUGUUAAAUGUUGUCAAAAUACAAAUAGAGCGAUAAGAUAAGAUAAGAUAAGAAAACUGCUGUUAACUUCUUGUUGGCAAAAGGCAGAAAUUUGUUUUUUGGUUUGCAUGUAUGAAUGUACGCCAUAGAAAAACAAGAAAACAUUUCAUAAUCAAAAAGGAACACAUAACACAGGAAGACGAAUGUUAAACCAAUAAGCUCGUCUAAAUACAACAUUCCUAAUAGAACACAGACACAAUUUAGCUACAACGACAAUUAAUUAAACAGAACCAACACAACCACUGGAAGUGACGCUUUUAACUAUGCAGUCUCUUGAAUUUUACCUCAAAUACCUCUGCAAAGGCUUCAUGUAAACUGAGCCCUUUAAACAGCAGACACAAUUGUUUUUUGACAUACGCAUUAUAAACAAAGAACUAAUAUUCAACAGCGAAACAUUUGUGGUAUACUUCUUAAAACUGAUGAUUUGCUCAAUUUUUAUUUAUUUAUUUAUUUUGAAUAAAAAAUGAACAAGUUUGGCUUUCUGUUGUUCGGAGUUUCAAUCUUAAUAGUCUAUCUCUUCUUAGUCAACAAUAAUGUCUGCGCAGCUUCCCAAAAGCUAGCUUUUCACGUUUGGUCAACUUGGCUGAUGUGUACCCGUGUUUCUGUUUGAUACAGAAAGUACGGAUGUCUCAAAGGAAAACUGCACAUACAUGAAGCUGAAACCUCUGCAGCUCAUCAGCACAUCUGACUGCAACCAGCCACGAGGCUUCCUCUGCACCCACAGUACGCAACAACACAACACUCAGUUCUUCCUUUUUCUCCUCUUCUUCAUCCCUCUCAGCACAACUGAGAUAAUUUUAUCCCAAUUUAUUCUCUGUUUUUGAACAUGCUGCGCUAAAAGUGUCAUUCUUUUUUCAAAGGUUUGUGGUCUUCAAGGUCCACAAAGGCAAGGGUCAUAUUUCUCAUUCAGAAGACAUACAAAUGUGCAAAGUGAAUUUCAUACAUUCAUAUAAUUUUUCAUAUAUAUUUAAUUUUUUUUUUCUAGAGGACAAGUUUGUCUGCCCAUGCAACCAGAUCUCGUAAGUUAGAUUCUAAACAUGUGUCUCUGGUGAUUUCCAUUAACCAUGACUAAAAUAAACCCAAUAAACAAAUUGUUUUCAGGGCUCAAAAGGAGCACCAUUGAAACCAUUUAUGAUUCCCUCAAGGUGAGAGUUGCCCCACAAAAGUUCUAAAAAGAACAUUUAACUCAUAACAGUUGCUGUCUUUUUCUUUUUGUUAUCUUUACCUCAAAUUUACCUCUUUUUAAAAAAACUAAAACAGAGAGCUGAAGAAGAACUUGAACGGAUGGAGCAGACACCAUUGGAGCCAACACAUACUAAGAGGGUGAGGAUUCUCACUCUGGAAAGCUCAAUAAAUGAUUAAAAAAUUGUAUGGCUUUUCUAUAGGGAAUCCCAUGAAUGAAUGAUGUGUUUUUUCCUUCCACAGGAUGAGUUCAUUGAAACUUUGUUGGAGACCACACAAAGUCUGACAGAGGAUAUUGUUUUAAUGGACAGAAACAUAACUAAUCACAUAUUAAACUGUAGUUCUGCCAUCCUCUCCCUAUCAAUGACAAGAUGUGAUGUCCAGUCAAACCCAAACCCUCAAGUGAGAUCAAAUGAUUUUAUAACUGCGACAUUUCUAAGCAAUCAUACUAAAUUUUCUGUCAGUUGUGUGAGGCAUCAUUUUGUUUCCUUUUUUACAGUCUCUGUUUGAGCAGGUCUUUGAGAUAUUUCGCUUAAUCUCUCUGCUUUUGGGUAAAACCACUCCGGGGCCGCUAACCGUAAAGCACCCAACAGGUACUCUCUAUCAGAACCGGUAGGUACUUUUUGUCUCAGUAUCACUCAUAACGCAUUUUACAUUGUUGUCUUUUGACCGAGUACACAUGCUUGAAUAUAAGCAUAUAUAUGCCAGGACUUGAUUAAAUUCCAAUUUCCAUUUUUGCCCCCAAAGUUACAAACCUGCUGACCUCAGUAACACAGUGCUAGGCUCAAAGGAACGUGGCGAGUAUGUCAGAUUCUCUUCAUUUGAAGCAAUGAAGCCUCAGAUUGGAGCGUACAGCACUGUCAUCGCUCAGGUUUGUUUGCUCUCAGCAGCAUGUGUGCCCUUUUUUGGUCGUCAUCUACAACCUGUUUGACAGAACUUUUUCUCUUCUCAGUUGACGACAUUCUCAAAGAAUCCCCAUCCGUCAGAUGAGAACAUCUCAGGGCCGGUUUUCAGCGUCAUACUGAGCGAUGGAGACUCAGACAUAAAGCUGGCAAAUCUAACAGAGAUGAUAGAGGUACAAAAUAAGGGGACAGGGACAGGAAAACAUUAUGUUUGCAGACUGUCCCAUACACAGGACAGAAUGUUCUGCAAGGUUAUUGCGCUCUACAGCCUCUGGUCACCAUUGCAAAUUGGCGUACAUUUUCUUUAAUGUUACAUUAAGGACAAAAACAGUCAUAAGCAGUAAAUAAACAACUAAAGAUAAUUGUUAAAAUCAGACCAUGUUUACAGGUUUUUCAAAAAGUUGAAUAUUUCAUAAGAUGCUGUCAGACAACAGCUUCCUUGACCUCUGAACCAAUGACUAGCAAAUUCAGUUAGAAAAGCAGGCAUCACAUAACAGGCGAGGUUGAGAGGAAACAUGUUCAUACAUGUGUCAUUGUAGGCAUUUAAGCUAGUACAGGCUUUCAAAUGGUAAUUUAAAAUCUUCAGAGAUAUAUUUUUCAAACCCUUCAUUCAUGUAUGAAUGAAGUGGCAGGAUGAAGCAGGAUGGAUACAGUAGGAUGGAUACAGUAGGUUCCUCUGGAUUGCUGCUGCAGAUGUUUUGCUGCCUGUCUGCUCUCCAGCUGCUUUAAGUAUGUGCAUCAGUCUCACCUCUGUCCAUCUCUCUCUCUCUGCAUCUCCCUCUAUCCCCUCUCUAAACCCAAUGCAGUCGUUUGCAGCAGAUGACUGUCUAAACAUGAGUCUGGUUCUGCUCAAGGCUUCUUCCUGUUAAAAGAGAGUUUUUCCUCACCACUUUAAAAGGCUAAAUGCUACAAAGUGUGGCGCUCAUGUGGUUGAAAAUGGGAUGGAAGUGGGUCUGAUCUUACAGGAUUGGAGCUCAAUCUUUACAUUGGGUGUUUGUAAAAAAGUAUGGCCUAGACCAGAUUUUUUGUUAAGCAUCUUGGGAUAACACUUUUUGUGAAUUGGCACUCUAAAAAUGAGGAUUAAAUUAUGUCUGAACAGUAUAAAUACCUGUUAGUAUCUUUUACCACACACAAAGCAUUUUUGUCAAUACUUUAAAGAUACCAAACUUUUUGGCUACAGGCUUAAGUCCUUUGAGAUCCUUAAUUUGAUACGAUAUGAAACGAAAAGCUUCAUUUUCCUGACACUGAAUAUUUUCCCUUUGACUGUUAAAUUGACAUAUCUUUCUUAUUCUGUGUUCUCUAGAUCGUUAUACCUCGCUCAGCUGCUCCAUCAGACACAAAUAACUCUGUUGUUCUGGAGGAAAACAAAAUAGCGCUGAACAAACUCAACAUCUCAGACCCAUACAUGACCAUCUUCUUCACUGUGAAGCCAAACUAUGAUGUGUCAUUAGCUGUCAUGCUGGCUUACCGCUCACCGCCCAACAGUACCCACUUUAGCAACCAAACCGUCUUGACAAAAACGGGUACCCAUCACUACACAUGCAUCUUUCUAUGGCUACACACAAAAACCACAGAUUUCUUGUUAAAUUUGACAAAUAUAUGCUUCAUACUUUAUUGCAAAAAGAUUACAUAUUCAGGUAAGAAUGGUGAUUGCACUUUGUUGUGACAGGAGGCUACCGCUGGAUUAUAACACCAGAGAUGUUGCGAGGCAGAUCUGGAAUCUGGUUUGUGGAGUUGAGACUCUUCAACUCCACUUGGGUGCCAGGGCUGACACUGGAUAUCUCUUCUUUUAUGAGCAAGUGUAUGUUCUGGGACAAAGAACCGAUGAAAUGGAGCAGUGAUGGCUGCCAGGUGAGUUUCUCCCAGGAAGAUAUCUGAAUAAAAAGCUUGCUGUUUCUCUGCAUGUUAAAUAUUUACACUCUUUGUUUCAGGUGGGAGAGAAAAGCUCUGUAUCUCAAACCCAGUGUCUGUGCAACCACCUCACUCUCUUUGGGAGCUCCUUCUUUGUGAUGCCGAAUGAUGUGGACGUUUCUCGCACAGCAGAGCUGUUUGCUACUGUGACUGAAAACUACGUGGUGCUGGCGCUGCUGUGUGCUUUCUUUGGCCUUUAUUUGGUCACCCUGCUGUGGGCCUGCUAUGCUGACCGCAGGGCACGCUUUAAGGUCAGCCCCCCAAGACAGCUCCUUUUGCAAAUAUUUUUAUACUUUUACAGUUUCAAGUGUUUUAUCAACCAAAAGUACAACUUCUACUGCAGUGCAUGAGUGAAGUUAUUUCCUGCUAGCACAUUCACCACUGUGCUUUACGUUCUGAACUAUCAGAGGAAGAUGACUCUGCUUGAAGACUGUCACCCAGGAGCUCUGUACAACUAUCUGAUCAGUGUCCAAACAGGCAAUCGCAAGAAUGCUGGGACUACAGCCAAUGUAAGAGUCUCCUUUCUUUGACUGAAUAAGGGUUGAAUCUGUUUUAGUUUUAAAGUAAAGGCUCUCUUUGUGUCUUUGCCCAUAGACUACAGUGUUUUAGAUAGCCGGAUAGCCUUUACCUGAGAGCAACAAGCAACAUUGUUAUUCCAUUUCAAGAUCAUCCCCGAUAGACAGGAUCAUUGUGUUAAGGGCCUGGCCUUAAAGAGGUCAAAAGAGCUCCAGCAGCACUUGUAGUUCAGGAAAACAGCUUUAUUCGACUGAUGCCUUUCAGCUUGUGGCCUUCGACAGGGUCAUCAUAUGAUGCUGGAGCUCUCUUGACCUCUUUAAGACCCUUUUUCUCCAAGCACCUUGGAAGUCGGUGAAGUUGUGCCAGAAUUUUUGUCCUCUGUAAGGGCCUGGCCUAAAAUAAGAGUAAUAUGGGAACUCUGCAAAAUAAAAAAAGGAUCUUCCAUUUAGACUUGAAUACAUCGUAAUGCAACAAUUUACAAUAAAAAGUACUUUAUAGACAUGCAAUGGCUGAUAUUUGAAUACAUUGGCUUUUGCAGAAAACGGUUAGUUCUGAAAAAAGAAAAAAAUCUUUUACCUGUAAAUGGAAAUAUUAUGAAACAUGUUCAUGUCCAAAGCAGCAUAAUUAAAGAAAUAUACAACUUUAAUUGUAACAAAAACAAAAUUAUCAUCAGAUUUUAUUCUAUUUUAGAUUAACAAACAUUGUUUUUUUCAAUAUAUCUGGGAGAUUCGAGAAAAAGUCUGGGGAGAAUGAAAAAUGCCCAGGUUUUUCUACAUCUUAAGUUUGCUCGAUGGUGAGAAGGGUAAAAAAAAUUGAUGGCAGCAGCUCUGUGAAAAAAACCACACCGAGUGCUAAAUGAUGCACAUACUAAGGUGUGGUUCUUCACACUGUGACAGAUGUGUGAACCCAGUUUCAUUGUUGCGUUGUGCUGUCCUUUAGGUGACUGUGAAGCUGAUUGGCUCGGAGGGAGAGAGUGAGACGCAUAACCUCACAGAUCCUGACAAGCUUGUGUUUGAGAGAGGAUCAGUCGAUGUGUUCGUGCUCGCCACGCCCUUCCCACUCGGCGAAGUGCGAAGCAUCAGGCUGCAGCACAACAACGCUGGAGGUCACCCAUCAUGGUACUGCUUAAAGCUGAGAAUGAGCUCAGCUUAUUGCAGUAGCAAUCAAUGCAAUGAGUACCAUGAAGUGAUUCAUAGUUAUUUGGGAUCCGAAGAAAAUAGAUCCAGUAUGGUCACUGAUACAUGUGGAGAUUUUGCUGUCUUAUUUGAAGUGACACUUCCUGUCACCUCAGCAGUACCUUGUUAUCACUUCCCAUUUACUGCUGCUAUGAGCAAACAUACAGACAGUGAUUGAUGAAGAGUAGAUAUCAAAUAUAAUGUAUAGAAAUUAGACUGUUAAGGAAUAAAACAUCAGGUUAUCUACUCAGAAAACACUGAAUAUAAAGUGGUUUGAUUCACAAUAUUCCAGUGGCUCAUAUUCCAACAACAUUUUUCAAUAAAGAAAGAAAUCUCUGCAGUGAAAAGGAAUUUCAAGGUUAAAAUGCGCAUGAUGAAAGAAUGAAUAAACACAUUUAUGUUCCUUUCAGGUUCCGACAGCUCGCUAGCUAAGAAUGAUUGUAUUUCCCAUCUGAAUAAUCAUAAUACUUUUUCUUUUAUGAAAUUCUUUUUGAAAAAGGUACAUAAACAGGGUGACCAUCCAAGACCUGCAAACACGUCAUGUGUGGCACUACCUGUGUGGCUGCUGGCUUAGUGCUGACCGUGGAGACGGCUUGACCAAGAAAACUUUCAAUGCUGCCAAGAACAACGAGAUUGCCAGCUUCAGGUCAGAGUUGGUGCAGUUGCAUUGCUGGUUCAGAUUUCUUUUUAAAAGAUCCUAAUAAAUGAUUUGUUACUUUCUUUUCUCUGUCAGGGAUAUUUUCCAGAGCAGAACAUCAACUGGCUUCAGGGAUGAACAUAUCUGGGUGUCCAUUGUGGAUCCUCCCUCACGUAGUCCUUUCACUCGUGCUCAGAGGGUGUCUUGCUGCAUGAGUCUACUUCUCUGCACCAUGGCUAUCAACAUCGCUUUCUGGAACCUUCCUGUAGAUGAAGCCUCACCUGUCGUCUUUUCUAUGGGUGAACUCCACCUCUGAUCAUCUGUUUCCUAUAACCUUCUUGUCAAAUCUUAAUUCAGAAAGAAAAAGUGCUCUUAAUGUCAAUGUAAAUGCCAGCUGUUACCUCAAUCUGCAUGCUGUGUGAUUCUGGGCAGCAACAGUGAGCUUUUGGAGGUCUAAAGAAAGCCUCGACUUGUCAUAAAUCAUCAUCACUGAAACUGUUUAAAAUGUAUUAAUGCUUUUUCCCUCCUUCUUUUCUUAUAACUGCAGGUUCAAUGAAUAUCACCUGGCAGGAGAUCAUGGUGGGGAUACAGAGCGGCCUUCUCAUGUUUCCAAUCAACAUCCUCAUUAUCACCAUCUUCCGCAGCAUCAAACCCCGAAUCAGUUCAAAACCGAAGAAAGAGGAGUCAGAGGAGGACAUGAAACCUCCCGCUUUUCAAGCAACAGAUAUUCUAAAGGUGAGUAUUGAAAUAUCUCAAUCCUUUUGGAUAUGACUCAAGCAUUGUUCUGUUUGAAUUUAAAGCAGGUACAAUAUUCUUCAUUCCUGCUCAUAUGAGCUCAAAUAGACGUGGUUUAUGUAGGGUUUUACAUGAUUGUUGUUUUGGGAUUGCCUUUGGAAGACCUUUUAUGUUGAUAACUAUGCAACCUAUUUGUAUCUUUGCUUUUACAUGUGAUCCAAAAGCAUACAUGUACUAUGUCAUCUAUCUUUUCUAGGACAUAGAAGAGGUAAUCUCUCUGUUGAGCAAAUGUCCAAGAAACAACAUAUCAAUGGUUGGCGCAUUGGAGUGCAGCGCUGAUCUCUGUCCUGCCUUACAAAGAGUGCAUGAAUUCAUCCAUCUCAUGCAAGGUAAGUCCUCCUUUAAUCUUUCAAGCAAAGUAGCAUUGAUAACCCACAAAAAAAACCUGACAAAAAUAAUGUGACAUUUGAAGGCAGUCAGAGCAGUGUGAUGAUGACCACAAGUUUUGAAAUGACUGAUCUGCUUGUAAUCCUGUCAAAGGUGAGAGCGAGAGCAACCCUCACUGGGUUCACUGCAGCCAGUUCCUGCUGGCUGGUCUCUGCCACCUUGUCAUGUGUCUGGAGAAACUGGAUAGCAACAACUUUCUGAAUCCGUACAACUACAAUCAGACUCUUGACAUGGCUUACCAUCUAGUGCGCAAGGCUGAGAUGGUCUUCUCCAGCCACGUUGCUUCCUGGUCAGAACUACAGUUUGCAAAAUGGACAAAAAUAACAGAUCCACUCUUCUAACAAAUGAUUCUGACAUUUUAUUUUCUUGUUUUCCUUUUCCUCUAAUUCCCCCCCCCCUUUCUUUCACAAAGUCCACCCCCUGUAAAAAUACAGAAGAAGAGGAGAUCAGGGGGCUGCUGGCUGCCCUGGUGGUUUGUGUUCCUGGGUUGGUUCCUGUUACUGUCCAUCAGUGGAGUGUCCACUUUCUUCACCCUGCUGUAUGGCUUUGAGUAUGGCAGAGAAAAGUCCAUCAAGUGGGUCAUGUCUCUGGGCCUCUCUCUCUUUCAGAGCAUCUUCAUACUGCAGCCUCUGAAGGUUUGUAAAGAUGGGGAAACUUGAGCUGAAUGACGUAAAUUUGCACAUAAUCUACUAAACCAGCAUCUAAAACACAGAUUAUUUGCUCAUUUUAGAAAAGAAAAACACAUAAUACAUGACAUGUUUUGUCAAAUAAUCUGGACUUUUUUCUACAGGUGAUAGGCAUUGCUGUGUUUUUUGCCCUGCUGUUAAAACCCGUGGCUGUGGAGGAGUCUGAAGAAGUUGAGCAAGUGCUUUUAGGUAAAAACUGAAAAAAGUCUAUCCAUUACUGAGUACAAGUUUGAGCUGUAGGGUAUCCUAUUAUUGAACAACUGUCAGCUCAAAAAAUACAGGUCUUUUACACAUGACAUGACAGAAACACUAAAGCUGUUGAGUCCAAACUUUCUUUUCAUAAAUCACAAAGCAGACUGAGGAACAGUUUUUUUUUUUGUUGUUUUCAGGUUGACUUCAGAGAGCUUUUAGAUAAAGAUGUGCAUCAUAGACAACCAUCAACUGAUGACCCUUUUUGUUUUCCAGGAAUUUUUUCAGUGCAUCUUCUCUCAGUUUAAGUGCUGCGAGACUUACUGCCCUGUCUUCUCCUUUUAACAGUGCAACAAGAAAAGUGUAGACGCUACACCGGCAGAGCCACACUGUGAGAAAACUGCAGGAAGAGUGUCUUCUCCAACAUGUACAGCAGAACCCUUAGUCCCUAAAAACCCCUUAUUUGCACUUAUUUGGAGCUAAAAUUGUGCUUAAUACAAACUGGUAUUUGUAUGUGUACAGAACAUCCACUGUCCAAGACAGUUUCCUGAAUUCAGUUGUGUUAUUUAAAUUGCGCCAUGCUUGCAUGUGAAAGAGUUAGAUUUACCAUCCAAUCAUUGACUUUCCAUGUUAAAGCAUAUAAAAAGAAUAAAUCUAGUUCCCAGUUAUGUCAAGGUUUUUUUUUUACUUUACUUUUUACUUAAAUAAGCAGCUCGUCAUUUACAGACUAACUGCCACAGUCUGUCCUCCUGAUACAAUAGUAAUUUAGAUUAUUUAU
This is a messenger RNA of Xyrichtys novacula (pearly razorfish), 10284 nucleotides long. NCBI's taxonomy places the organism in Eukaryota, Metazoa, Chordata, Actinopteri, Labriformes, Labridae. The record is from the annotation of a GenBank genome assembly.